Messenger RNA from Mercenaria mercenaria, 1441 nucleotides. RefSeq lists its product as uncharacterized. The record is from RefSeq and is a predicted model, not a curated record. The transcript has 3 exons. The coding region runs from base 88 to 1407 and encodes 439 amino acids. NCBI's taxonomy places the organism in Eukaryota, Metazoa, Mollusca, Bivalvia, Venerida, Veneridae.
GUUAUUCCUACUUUCGCUUUACUUAAAUGAAGGUCUAACAAAGAUACGCCUAUACUUCAUUCUCCAACACCACUUUAACUAGUAGUUAUGGCAUCUAAUAAAUUUGAUCAAAGGGCAAUCGACCCGAGGCGAAAGAACUACUACGAGUUAAAAAAAGUUGGAAAACAUUGGAUAAUAAAAGCUGGCGGUAAAGUAAAACAUUUGCAAUUUGCUAACAAUGCAAGGGAAGUGUAUUUAGAUGAAAACAUUAUUGCUGUUGACGACAUUUUGUUCGAAGUUAAAGAAGACUCCAGUGGUGAUAUAUUUACAGAGAGGAUUUCACCGCUGGUUUGCCAACCCGUUUUAGAUGACAAAAACCAGACUAAAGCUGUAAGCCAAGCUGAACGUUAUGAAAUUGAACAGGUAAUGUUUGAUAUGGGAUCCGGAGACUUUGAUAAAGGUAAUGAUGAAUAUGACUCUCUUGAAGCGGGACAAACGGAAGUGGACAGUAUUAUUGAGAGAUGCAACAUCAAUGCAGCUAAAGGAAGUUUUUCGACAAAAGAGUCACAGACGCUGGAACCAUCUUGUGAUGUAAGAAUUAGAAAUACGGGCAUGAGAAAAGAUGUACUUCAUGCUAAUGCAGACGUGGAGUCUAAAGUGAAACAUCUUUCCAUGUCACCCAAACAGGUAAUAAAUAAAGUAAUUGAGAAUGUUACAAUGACAGAGUAUGAUGUUGUUAAGGAAUUGUAUGGUGACAAGCUCGCCUGUCUCAAAGAAGAAGGUGCUACAAUCAGUCACAGUAGUAGUAAGAAGGAAUUGUCUGUCACGGGCAAUGUUGUCAUAGUAAACACUGCAUUAGUAACCUUGCGUAAAUAUGUUCAUGAUGUUAAAGACAUGCAGAGUUGUGAAGUACCUGUUAACUCUUUCGUAGACAAGGAAGUGUGCAAGAUUCUAAGUGAUUUGCCGGUUAACCGAGAAAUCGUUUAUAUAUGUAAUAGAAAAGACUCGUGUAUUGUUGUGUUUGCUAGAACAAAAAGGGUACUAGACAGAGCAGCAAGAGACCUACAGAUCAGACUUAAAUACAGGGGACAGUAUACCAGACAAGCAGAAGCAAUGGAUACAUCAGACGAUGGACAGGUAUCCCCUGGUAAAGGAACGUCAUCGUACAAGCCAAAAGUCAAAAGAAAGUUUUCAUUGUCAAAAGAUGUAAAGAAUUUUAUCGUAUAUGAAAACGGGAACCUUGUUAUAAGGGUGUAUGAAGCCAACAUCAUAGAUGUUCCUGCUGAAGGUAUAGUGAAUGCUGCCAACCAAGACCUUAAUCACGUUGGCGGUGUAGCCCGUGUCAUUGCGAAGGCCGCAGGUGAAACACUUUUAAGAGAAUGUGAACAUGCAAUUUUGAAUAACAAAGGUAGGAUACAUUUUUACUAAUCUCCCAUCAACCUUAUGUAGGAAGUCGCUGUUU